Molecule: messenger RNA, 951 nt
Organism: Neurospora hispaniola
Lineage: Eukaryota; Fungi; Ascomycota; Sordariomycetes; Sordariales; Sordariaceae
Exons: 1
Source: RefSeq, a predicted model, not a curated record
AUUAAGGAGACGGAGUUGGAGGGGCAGGCGAGGAGGGAGAGGGAGAGUUGGGAUAGGUUUAGAAGGAAAAGGAAAGAAGAGGGGAUUCAGGGAGAUGGAAAUGAAGAGGAAAGGAAGAAAGAGAUAUUCAUCAAUGGAGAACGGUACGUGAAACAGGAACCGCGGGAUAUGUGCUCACCCAAAGAGUCAUCUAGGCCGCCUUCUGCCUGUAUUAUCACUGAGAAUACUGCUGGUGAUGAUCGAGGCCGGAUGUCGCAAAUACUCCGGCGGUUGGAAGACUUCAUGGAUAGCAUGCAGCUGGGGAGCAACCCUGCUACCGAUAACCAACGGUCUACGCAAAAGGUGAAGAACGCAGAGGAGGGCAUGGAGAUGAAGAGCGAGGUAGCACCAGCGCCCUUAUGGAAAUCAUUUUUGGGACUGAACCUUGGGAACAGUUUCAGUCCUCCAACUCCACCCCCUUCCAGCUCCUCUCGUUCAUCCAGAGGUUCGAAUCGCGGACGGACUUUACCGAAGAGAAGAUAUUCGAAGAAGAACACGGCCGAGCUCAUUGGAGAACUCAACGCAUGUCCAAGCCCCUCUCGUCAGGCGUACCUAGAGAGACGUUCUUGGAGGAACGAACGUCCUUCAGGGGUCGAAUAUGCCUCGCCUUCUGCUGUACCAGUCGCCGCCCGCCCCCAGGCUUCAUAUCCUCAAUCCUACCCCCCUCCUCCAACCGCCGUGACCGUUUCUGGGUCGGAUACUAGCAGUGACUAUCAGCAAGAGCCGAAAAACGAGGAUCCGACCCAUCGCGUAUAUCGAGUUCCCUCCUACCGCGUGCACCCAACUGCCGAUCCUUAUCUGCCACAGCAUGUCUCUGGUCCCACCGCCAACAUGCGUCGCCCUCGUCGCCGGGGUUUCAGUGACGAGCUACCAACGGCAACAUCGUCUCAUGGACAUCGUCGCCAUCCCUAG